This is a messenger RNA of Acanthoscelides obtectus, 1945 nucleotides long. The record is from the annotation of a GenBank genome assembly. NCBI's taxonomy places the organism in Eukaryota, Metazoa, Arthropoda, Insecta, Coleoptera, Chrysomelidae.
UUGUGUCGAAAUAUUUAAAUAUUUUAACUUUUCCAAUAUGGCUGGUAAUGAGGCUGGACAUGGUGCUAUUGUCAGAAAUAGAGAUUUGAUUGAUGUGUGGAUAGAAGCACCGAGAGGAAAUAGAAAACAGGUGGUUUAUGAAAAAAUAUUAUCUCUUAUUGAUAUAACUGAUGAACCUUCCAAACAUCUUAAAAGUAAUAUUAUGAAAUGCAGCCAGUUGUUUGGGUUGAAAAUGGCAAAUAAAUGGCAGAAAGUAGGACAAUCUCGGAAUCGACUUUUACAAAAUCAGGUAUAUUGGUUAGACAAGAUUAUAUAUAGAAUAAAUAAUGAUUCUGAAGAAAACACAUCUUCGGAUGAGGAACAAGAACCUCCUUGUCACUCAGUUGGACGGCCACGGGUACCAUUUGAAGAGGCAUCGAAGAAAACAAAACGAAGACGUGUAGCCGAACUAACCACAGACAGAUCUGCAAAUGAACUUCAAUUUGCUGUAAAUGUCGUUUCUGGAAGCAAUCACAGUGAGGUCUCGCCACAAAUUUUUAGUUUUAGUACAGCUGAAGCUUUAGCCCUCAUGGUAGAUUUGGAUAUAUCCGUAAGAAGGUAUUUGCUACUUAGGUCUGUUAUUAAUGGUAAGGCCCAGAACUGCCUUCCUAGUUAUAAAGAAUUACAGAAAACAAAAAAUGCUAUCCUCCCUUCACAAUUUACUAUUACUGAAAUUUCUGCAGAAGUUGAUUUGCAAGAACUUGUACAGAAAACAGCUGAAAGUAUCCUUGAAAUAAUAAAUUUUGAAGAGAAAGAUUGCCGGAUUAAAGUGAUAUGCAAGUGGGGAUUUGAUGGCAGUUCUGGGCAUAGCCAAUAUAAGCAGAAAUUUUCUGAUUUAGAAAACACCGACGAAUUUCUGUUUCUUGUAGCAAUGACGCCACUCAGAUUGAUUGAUAUGGAAACGAAUAAGGUAUUGUGGAAAAAUCAGAGCCCUUCAUCUACUUUAUAUUGUAGGCCGAUCAAGUUUUUAUUUAAAAAGGAAAAUGCUGAUUUAGUGCGGAAUACGGAAAAGGAAAUAAUAACAAAAAUUGAAAAUUUGAUUCCUAUUGAGAUUAAAAGAAAAGAAGGGCACUCUUAUAUAAUUGAAGUUGAUAUGAUGUUAACAAUGUUGGACGGAAGUGUUGGAAACGUUCUAUCAGAGACAAAUUCAACUAUGAAGUGCAUCAUUUGUGGAGCCACACCCAAGGAUAUGAACACGUUAGCAGGGAUUAACCGUCCUCCUAACGUUCGUGGGCCUGAAAACAAAGCUAUAGUCGAAGCAAACAAAAAACGAAUCCAAGCAGAGUUCAGAGCCAAGCUGUCUCUAAUAGUUGACAAACCAAAACCCGGGUAUGGCUCCUCAAAUGAUGGCAAUACGGCCAGAAUUUUUUUCCACAAUCCACAAACAAGUUCAGAUAUCACAAGGGUUGACAGGGAAUUAAUCGAGAAAUUUGCGAUCAUCUUAGGAGUGUUAGCUAGUGGUUGCGCUAUUGAUAUGGAAAAGUUUGAGUCAUUGCUGGAAGAAGCAAGAAAUUUGUAUAUCCACCUUUAUAAGUGGUACAACAUACCAAACAGGGUACAUAAGGUCGUUGUUCAUGGGUGUGAGAUAAUUGAUGCAUUUUGUUUGCCCAUUGGAGAACUGUCGGAGGAUGCGCUUGAGGCUCGCCAUAAAGAGGUUAGGAAACAUCGAUUAUCUCACACCAGAAAAUGUUCUAGAACAGAUACGAAUAAGGAUCUCAUGCGUGUUCUUUUACUUACUUCUGAUCCUUUUAUAUCCUCAAAAAGAAAGCUGAGCUCAAAAAAAUAUAAGAAAUGCAACGAGGCAGUUCAGAACUAUUUAAAAAAGCAAGAAAAUGAUUAUUUAGGUAUUAACUUAGGUACAAUAACGAAUGACACAGCACCGAGCAAGAAAUCCUAUUCCGAUUAG